Fundulus heteroclitus (mummichog) is the source of this 1932-nucleotide messenger RNA. RefSeq lists its product as uncharacterized. Gene Ontology annotation, biological process: negative regulation of T cell proliferation; T cell costimulation; positive regulation of T cell proliferation. The transcript is spliced from 5 exons. Lineage: Eukaryota; Metazoa; Chordata; Actinopteri; Cyprinodontiformes; Fundulidae. The record is from RefSeq and is a predicted model, not a curated record. Gene Ontology annotation, cellular component: external side of plasma membrane. The coding region runs from base 7 to 783 and encodes 258 amino acids.
AUCCUGAUGAGGAAACAAGUUGAUGUCCGGGUCAAAGUCCCACAGGUGGUGGAGGUGGAUUCAGGGGAGGAGUCUGUCCUGCUGCCCUGGAGAACCACAGUUACCCUGCCUGGAGAUGCUAGAGUGGAGUGGAGGGACAGAGGAGACAGGGUGGUCCAUGUGUAUGAGAACGGUUCUGAUCAUCCAGAAGAACAGCACCAGUUCUACAGAACCAGAACCAAGAUGAAUGAAGACAUGCUGAGAACUGGAGACCUCAGUCUGACUCUGGAACACCCCACAGAUAGAGACACUAACAUCUACACCUGCAUCGUCUCCAGAGGGGAGAACAUUCUGAUGAAGAAACAAGUUCAUCUCAAGGUCAAAGUCCAUCAGGUGGAGGUGAAGCAGGGGGCGGAGUCUGUCCUGCUGCCGUUCAUAACAACACCUGGGCUGCCAGGAGGAGCUAGAGUGGUGUGGAUAGACAAAGACUACAGGAGGGUCCAUGUGUAUGAGAACGGUUCUCAUCAGCCAGGAGAACAGGAUCAGCUCUACAGAAACAGAACCAAGAUGGAGGCAGACCUGCUGAGAACUGGAGACCUCAGUCUGACUCUGAUGAAUCCCACAAUGAGAGACAGUGGAGACUAUGAAUGUGAUGUCUGGAAGGAUGGAGAAGUACUGAGAAGGAAAAAAAUUCUUCUCACAGUCAAAGCACGGAGAGUUCAGGUCCAGAACCAACCAGAGGACAUCAGGACCAGAACCAGCUCCACUGAAAUGACUCCUCUGAAUCCUGUUCUAUCAGUCUGAUCUGUUCGUUCAUCAAUGAUAUGUUCUUGAUCCAAUCGGACCUUGGUUCUCAGUGAAGGUUCUGAUGGAUGAAGAACAGAGGACUCUUCAUCAGCUGCUGUCUCUGGGUCCAGUCUACAGACUCUGUAUUGGUCAGGAUUAAUGACUGAGAGCUUGAAGCUGGUUCUGGUAGCAGAAUCUGACCCAGAACCCCGACCCAGAACUCUGAUCCAGAAUUCUAACACAGACCCACGGAACCAGGUCCACUUGAGGAGGACAGGACAGCUGGAGGUUUGAUGUGUUCAAGGUGAGGAGAAACGGUGGGAAUUAUUAACGCUGCAGUCAGAACCUAGACCCAGAAUUCUAACCCAGAACCCUGAUCCUGAUCCAGAACCAGCCUCCAGCUCCUGAGGAACAGUCUCUCCAUCAUUAUUUUCUGUUUAGUUCACAUCCAGACCCAGAAAAAGUUUAAAUGGUGGAAAGGUGAAACCUUUGGUGCCUUCAGGGUUUCUGUCAGAUCCAGUUUUCCUCCAAAGUCAGGAUAGAAGUUCUGAGCUUUAGUUUGAUUCUCUAGCAGAGAGAGAUGGUUCUGGUCCGUCAUCAGAACCUCAUUUCUCAGCAGCAGCUCACAUCUUCUCUCAGUAGUUCUGAUGUUUAGUCCGGCCUCAGCCCAGGAUUUAAACUCUGAUGAACCUUUUCUACUUCUGUUACUUUCAGCUGUUCUAGUUUAGAUUUAGCUUUAUGUCUGAUUUUUAGGAAUGAAAAUAUUAGUUAGAUUAAACCUGAUGAAUCAAUUAUUUCACUAAUUAAUUCAUCACGAUUAAUCUUAUGCAGCAUUUUAUAUUUAGAUUUUAUGUAAAAUUAACUUUUAUCAUUUGAUAUGAAAAACCUUCUUUGUCUGUAAAUCUGAUCCAUCCAGAAAUUCUUAGUUGCUUUUAGGAGCAUUUAGCUUCACCUGGUUCACAUUUUUUAAGGAAAAUCUGCAUUUAAGCAUCUUUCUCUGUCAUAUAAUUAAUCCCUUAGUAAAAAGUCAAAAGAUGAAGCAAUUACCUAAACAAUCUUUAGCUGCAGCCACAGUUAUAUUGUCUUCUGCUCUGAGCCAGAACCCUGACCCAGAAGGAUAGACAAAACAGGGAUGACAAAAAUUUCCUUACAUCACCAUGUUUUGAA